AUGCCGCUACUCAGGCCAAUCUACUAUACCAUUGUCCUCCUCGGUGUCCUCGUCGACGCCUAUACAGGCUGGGUCAAUGCCGAAUCCUCGACCCUGGGAACCGGGACGGAUCACUUUGACGAGGACGUUCAUUGCGGGACGACGUUUAUGUUGACUAUCGUGCAGCCACAAUUCACGUAUGCGCCGGCAGUAAAGCAGCAGAAGGGAGGUGGAAACAAAAAGGCUGCGAACGGAAGACCGCGAGCUUUGAGGGCAAGUAAGCUGAAGCUGAAGUCUGACUUCCUUUUCACCAACAAGCCAACUGCCGCACACAUAUUAGACUGGGACACCUAG
This is a messenger RNA of Aspergillus nidulans FGSC A4, 333 nucleotides long. RefSeq lists its product as uncharacterized. NCBI's taxonomy places the organism in Eukaryota, Fungi, Ascomycota, Eurotiomycetes, Eurotiales, Aspergillaceae. The coding region runs from base 1 to 333 and encodes 110 amino acids. The record is from RefSeq and is a predicted model, not a curated record. The transcript has 3 exons.